Molecule: messenger RNA, 318 nt
Organism: Diprion similis
Lineage: Eukaryota; Metazoa; Arthropoda; Insecta; Hymenoptera; Diprionidae
Gene: dcma
Exons: 2
Coding region: 1-318 (105 amino acids)
Biological process (GO): G protein-coupled receptor signaling pathway
Cellular component (GO): neuron projection
Source: RefSeq, a predicted model, not a curated record
AUGGAUCAGGGAAUACCAGCCGACAGUCCUAACCUGGUUUUACUCUUUUUCGUGACACAACUCUUCCUCCGGGAAUUGUACAAGAGUAAAAACCUGCUGCGAAUUGUCCCCAUGGACAUGACCGGAUACUACGAAAGCAAAGCAGGGCCGUCAAAUAUUGGUAACGUAAUAUCCCAGAUACUUUUGUGCAAACCAAUAACCCCAAACUUUAACGAGGAGGAACUGUGCAGUAUACAGAAAGACUCUGAAGAAAUCAACGCCCUCAUUAAAGAGCUGCAAGAAUUCAUGCCUCAGUCGGAAGCUGACACAGGUAUAUGA